Erpetoichthys calabaricus (reedfish) is the source of this 1066-nucleotide messenger RNA. RefSeq names its product calcium binding protein 2a (gene cabp2a). The coding region runs from base 186 to 926 and encodes 246 amino acids. The transcript has 7 exons. Gene Ontology annotation, molecular function: calcium ion binding. The record is from RefSeq and is a predicted model, not a curated record. NCBI's taxonomy places the organism in Eukaryota, Metazoa, Chordata, Cladistia, Polypteriformes, Polypteridae.
AGAAGCGUCCUGCCUGCAGUCAAGAGCGCAGACCGGGCUCGCUGUAAGUCAGCCAAAAAAAAAAACAUUUUAUUUUCAAAAAAGUCACGGCCAUUUGUAUCGAACCAAAUCGGAGAAAUCACUUCAACAUGAAAAGUCCUUCGCUGAAGUGGUGGGAGUUCAUUUAAUAGUCCACUUGCAGGGCCAUGGGGAACUGCACCAAACCCUCCAUGAAGAGUAAGCUGGACAAGGGUGCCGUGGAUAGAGGAGGGGGCCAAGUCCUGGCGGCCGCCAUGUUGGGGAGCUUGGUCUCCCGGCGAGGUGGUGAGGAACUGCCACGUCCGAGGGUGGAGGCCAGCGACGACGAAGACGAAGAGGACAGCGACCAGGAAUUUGGGGAGCCCCUGUGUGCGUUGGUCCAGAACUGCACCAUGCUGCAUAACAUCGUGGGGCCGGCCUGCAUCUUCCUCCGGGAGGGCUUUGCCGAGGCGCAGCUCGACCGGGAUCUGAGGCCAGAAGAAAUCGAAGAGCUGAAGGAAGCCUUCAAGGAGUUCGAUAAAGACCGGGAUGGGUUCAUCAGCUGCAAAGACCUUGGCGAGUGCAUGCGGACCAUGGGCUACAUGCCCACCGAGAUGGAACUCAUCGAACUAAGCCAGCAGAUCUGUGGGGGCAAAGUGGACUUUGAUGACUUUGUGGAGUUGAUGGGACCCAAGAUGUUGGCCGAGACAGCAGACAUGAUUGGAGUCAAGGAGCUCCGGGACGCAUUUCGAGAGUUCGAUUCCAACGGUGACGGCCAGAUCAGCACAGCCGAGCUUCGGGAGGCCAUGAAGAAGCUUCUCGGCCAACAGCUGAAUCCACGGGAGAUUGAUGAGAUUGUGAAGGACGUCGACCUCAAUGGGGACGGACUGGUGAGCUUCGAAGAGUUUGUCCGCAUGAUGUCCCGCUGAAAUUCUGUCCUGGAUGGGUCUGCGUGCUCCUCCUCUGUCCUGUUGUGAAACCAAAUUUCAAGGACACUUUAGGCCAUAACCAGCAGCUGCAAUGUCUGUUGUGAAAGGCACUACAAAGAAACCUCACCAAAUUGGGAAUU